AUGGCUUCUACAGCAACAUAUAGCAAUACUGCGGGAGGCGCCGCUUAUUCUCCCAACUCCAGUGAUGACGAACGCGCAGCGGGAGGACGCAAAGCCAUCUCGACACAACAGAACCUCAACAACUCAUCUCUUCCCCAGCUCCCUACUUCAGACGGGCUUCGUGCACCAGCUGGUGGCCUUCUACGGGGUGCUGUCGAUGAUAAUGGAAAGUUGAAGAAUGCAGGCUUGAUGGUUGGGAUCAAGCUUGACUUGGAGGCGGAAGUGCAUCUCACUGCAAGAAUACGCGGUGAUAUCGUGAUUGGAUUGUACUGA
Venustampulla echinocandica is the source of this 312-nucleotide messenger RNA. RefSeq lists its product as uncharacterized. The transcript has 3 exons. The record is from RefSeq and is a predicted model, not a curated record. NCBI's taxonomy places the organism in Eukaryota, Fungi, Ascomycota, Leotiomycetes, Helotiales, Pleuroascaceae. The coding region runs from base 1 to 312 and encodes 103 amino acids.